Aureobasidium subglaciale EXF-2481 is the source of this 852-nucleotide messenger RNA. RefSeq lists its product as uncharacterized. The record is from RefSeq and is a predicted model, not a curated record. NCBI's taxonomy places the organism in Eukaryota, Fungi, Ascomycota, Dothideomycetes, Dothideales, Saccotheciaceae. The transcript has a single exon. The coding region runs from base 1 to 852 and encodes 283 amino acids.
AUGAUUCUCGGACGUAAGGCAGACGACUUCUUCGUUGCUGUCAAGCAACAUCUGGACAACAUCCAGCCUGGUCGUGUAGACAGCAGCUUAGACGCGUUCCAACAAGCUGCUAAGACACUUGUUGACUUGUCCGGUGGGCUUGAGGGCCAGGAUAUUGCUCACCUCAUCUACAAUGCCAAGGCGACCCUGCUUUUCACCCAGAUCUACAUCGUGCUAGCCAUUGUGGUUGGUGCUUUGCUGAUCAGGAGGCUGGGAAGAUUCAUCCACCAUGUCGGCAAGAGCCUCAGGAAUCUCAGCGACGUCACAGAGGUCCAGAAGAAUAUACAUUAUCAAACUCAGUUCGCUGGAGCUGUCCGCCGGUUUAUCGAGUACCAGCAUGUCUUACACGAAAAGCAACACUCGACCGAUCCACAGGAUGCCAUCUAUUAUGUCUACCAUCCUGGAAACGACUGGCAUGCUUCAUUCCACGCUGAAGACCUUGACGUUGAAGGAUUUGGUGGUGUGUAUGACGACCUUCCAGCCCUAAUGGAGCAUUUGCGCACCCGUCGCCAGGAUCCAGAGUUCAGUGCAAGUAUCUAUAUUCUACUUCCAUCCGCUCACCGCCACGACUUCACCAUCGAUCUUCGCUCUGAGACAGCUCUUCUGCCUCUGAAGCUUGUAGGUCAAAAGGAUUACAGUGGUAAAGCACUUUGUCGUGGCCGUAUCAGAGGCAUGCCUCUGGGCGUCGAGCUUAGAGAUGUCGACGUUUCACCGGAGAAAUCGAGAUCAUACUGGCCUUUGGUUUGGCCUUUGUUGGGUAUGGUGGGAGUAGUAAUGGCGUCUAUCACUGCCUCCGAAUACAUCGAGAAGUAA